Molecule: messenger RNA, 525 nt
Organism: Pseudopodoces humilis (Tibetan ground-tit)
Lineage: Eukaryota; Metazoa; Chordata; Aves; Passeriformes; Paridae
Source: RefSeq, a predicted model, not a curated record
CCCACGCUGAAGGUGAUCGACAUCCGAGCCUGUGCAGACGUGGCACACAGGAAGCAGAAGGGAGUGCUGGUGGCAGUGGACAACACCUUCAUGUCUCCAUAUUUCCAGCGUCCUAUGUCCCUGGGGGCUGAUAUUUGUGUGUCUUCUGCAACCAAGUACAUCAAUGGGCACAGCGAUGUUCUCUUGGGCCUGGUCUCUGUAAACCGGGAUGAUCUCUAUGAGAGGCUCAAAUUCCUUCAGAUCCACCUGGGAGCUGUUCCCUCUCCCUUUGACUGCUUCCUCUGCAACCGGGGGCUCAAGACUCUGCACAUCCGGAUGAAGCUGCACUUCCAGAACGGCCUGGCUGUGGCCAAGUUCCUGGAAACCCAUCCCCGGGUGGAGAAGGUCAUUUACCCAGGGUUGGCUUCCCACCCCCAGUACCAUGUGAUGCAGAAGCAGUGCACGGGUGUUUCUGGCAUGGUCAGCUUCUGCAUCAAAGGGAAAAAAGAAAAUGCCGUUGCCUUCCUCAAGAACCUGAAGAUGUGA